AUGGGUGACAGUGAAUUAUCUGCCGAAGACAAAGAUUUCCUAGCAAAAUGUGAAGAAGAAUUCAAAGACAGGUUUACAGAGAAUGAUGAGGAAUUCAUGAAAGUUUUCAAUAGAGAACCCUCCACACCACCAAUAUUAGAAAAAAAGUGGAAGCCUUUUCAUCCAGGUCGUAGAAAUGACCGGCGUAACAACAGAUAUAACCCUUACCACCGUGGCCAAAAUAACAGUAACCAAGAGCAUAGAGACUUUAGGUAUAAUGAUAGAUCACAUGAACCUCAUCGAUCAAGAUAUUCAAACUAUUAA
Molecule: messenger RNA, 303 nt
Organism: Melitaea cinxia (Glanville fritillary)
Lineage: Eukaryota; Metazoa; Arthropoda; Insecta; Lepidoptera; Nymphalidae
Product: RNA guanine-N7 methyltransferase activating subunit
Exons: 1
Coding region: 1-303 (100 amino acids)
Biological process (GO): RNA 5'-cap (guanine-N7)-methylation
Molecular function (GO): RNA binding
Source: RefSeq, a predicted model, not a curated record